UACUUUCCGGAGAUCCCAACGCUAGCACAGACGAGCAACUCUUAACUUUCAUUCCAGUUAAAUUAACACAAGAGAAUGGUGCAAACGAGUGUGUUGUAGUAAAACAGUGGUCGUUUUUGAACAUGUGAUUGUUUGUUUACGUCGAAAUGGGUGUCAAAAGUAGAUUUUGUUCCGAGUGGUUGUUCCGGAUUUUUGCGUUUUUGGCGAUAGGAUGGGUUCCGGAGGUUUGGUCUCAACUAGUGGACACGGAAUUCAUCCCUCAAGUGUCAGCCACAUGCAAAGCCGGCCACAUGAACAUCCGUGUCGCUUUCAACAACAGUUUUUCCGGUGCUGUCCACGCUAGGGAUUACCGAACACCGGCUUGUAUGGUCCAUGGAGACGGUGGUAAAGUUGUCACUCUCGACAUCAAUCUCUUGGCCCAGCAAGGGGCCAGUGAUUAUUGUGGACUGCUCGUCAACAACAAAACCGAGGAGCGUUCCGUCCCCAUCGCCGUCCGCAUCCACCGCACCCUCGAGCUCGCCGACGACAAAUUCUACGUGAUCACCUGCGGCAAAGCCGGCUUCCGCAACGCCCGGAACGAAACCUCCCUCGUCUCGUUGCGCCUCCUGGACGGCUCUCGCAAAAUCACCCAAGCCGUCUACAGCAAGCCCUACACUCUCCGCGCCGAGAUCUCGCGCCCUGACGGCACCUACGGCUUCCGCGUCAAGUCCUGCUUCGCCUUCAACAAGCUCAACAGCAGCGUGCCCCUCAUCGACGACAAGGGCUGCCCUACCAACGGGGACGUGAUCGGCCCUUUCGUCUACGACGAGAAGAAGGGCACUGCGGACGCCCAACUCAGAUCAAUGUUCCGCUUCCCGGAAAGCUCCGAGGUGCAUUUCCAGUGCGACAUCGGCCUGUGUCGGGGCUCCUGCCCGGAGCCGGUCUGCAAUGACGGGGCGCAGUCGAGGGCGCUGACCACCGAGGAGGGGAUUCUUAUGGCCGCCACCAGUGUGUUUGUGCUGGAUCCGGGCGAUCCGCCACUGGUGCAGGAGUUGUGCGACGAAGGGGGUGUCCAUCCGACGUGGUUGCUGUGGCUUUGUAUUGCCCUAGGGGUGCUGUUUCUUAUUAUGUUGAUCAUUAAUAUUUUCUUGUGCUCGGCAAUGACGUGCGCUUGUGCCAGGACGGAGAUUAUUGAGAAGGAGCCGAGUAUUAUCGAGGAUUAUGAUCCUUAUAGGUCCUGGCAUGGGAGCCAGUACGGAUCGAGGUACUCAUUAAACGGGGCUCCGCAGAACCCCAAAGGCUACACUUCUGGUGGUUCGACGAUGAAUUCAACCAGAUCAGUGUCGUCCCACAGCGACCACUACGCUAUAGUCCACUCGCGACCUGGCAGUCGCUACAAACACAGGGGGCCGCCUUCGCACGUCGGCAGCCACUACAGUGGAAAAUAAUAUUGUGUUCACCUACAAACUUUCGAAGUGUAGCAUAAGGUCCAUAUUAAGUGCAAUUACCAUAUUACGAUAAACGAUAUUUAUACGACUUACUUUACUGAAAAACCGUCCAGGAAAAUAUCCAGUUUAACAAUAGACUAAGCUUACGAUUCAGUUAACUGUAGCUUUAAUUUUGUAAAUUCUAAAAGUGGAAAUUGUAAAGAGAACUGAUUAAAACUUAUUGUAAAUAUAAAAAUUAUUUUGAAAUAAA
Tribolium castaneum (red flour beetle) is the source of this 1677-nucleotide messenger RNA. RefSeq lists its product as uncharacterized. Bases 147 to 1427 code for a protein of 426 amino acids. The transcript is spliced from 4 exons. The record is from RefSeq and is a predicted model, not a curated record. Lineage: Eukaryota; Metazoa; Arthropoda; Insecta; Coleoptera; Tenebrionidae.